GGUUGAUUGAGUGAUGACGUGAGGCCGGUGCGGCGGACGGAGCUGGCGGCGGCGGCGGUGCGAGGCUGACGCAUGAGGGUGUGGUAUGACAUCAAAAAACAAGAAGCGUGUCAUUCUGCCAACUCGACCCGAGCCUCCGACUAUUGAACAGAUCCUGGAAGAUGUCAGAAGUGCCAGACUGUCUGAUCCAGUAUUCACUUCAUUCAUUGAAGGCAGUGAAGAGAUUGUGAGCCCAGUCCGAGUAGAAGUGUCAAUGCCAGAUGUGGAAUCUCAGUACCAGCAAAGCAGAGAGUAUGUUGAACUGAACAGGCGUUUACAGAAGGAGCUUAGUGAGUUGGCGGCACGGUGUGACCAGCUGAAGAAAGCAGGCGAACAGCUUGACCUAAGUAUCUCUGAAAUUAAAGAUAAGAAUUUUCAAAACUAGGCUGUUUACAAGGAAUAGUUAUUAAAAUUAUGAUUAUAUUCUAACUGAUGGAAUUCAUAAAAGCAGCAACUUCUAAUGGACUUCUUUCAAAGUUUGAGUAUGACUUCUCCCUCUGGUUUUGUGAAAUGGAUGAAGAAGUGGCGUUACGUAUUUCUGAGAUACUGCAUGAACAUGGCCAUAAAGGAUUUGUAGAGCACCAGGACCAAGUGAGUGGAAGACUAAUGAUAACAGAAAUUACCAAUGUUAUCCAGCAGAGUAAAGUCACCAUCAUCAUCUUGUCCCAGAAGUCCCUGAACAGCAGUUGGUGUCGGAAAGUAUCUGAGUGGAAUUUGCAGCAAUACAUUGAGAAAGGAAACAAGGUUCUCCCUGUGUAUGUUGAUGUAGACACUGUGCAAAUUCCACCGGCUUUACGAUUCCUUAAUGGGCUUGGUUACGGCUCUAGAUUCUUUAAAAAAAGAUUGUUGGAUAGUCUAAAACCAAACAAGAAAUCAUUUUGUAGAUCUGCAUUACACAAAUAAAAUUUCACGUGGAAUGAGACAAAUA
Messenger RNA from Pristis pectinata (smalltooth sawfish), 967 nucleotides. It is a transcript of the gene c24h19orf25, whose product is annotated as chromosome 24 C19orf25 homolog. The record is from RefSeq and is a predicted model, not a curated record. Lineage: Eukaryota; Metazoa; Chordata; Chondrichthyes; Rhinopristiformes; Pristidae. Bases 86 to 424 code for a protein of 112 amino acids. The transcript has 3 exons.